AAUAAAAAAAACUGACUUCAUUUAAAUAAGGUUUUCCACCGUCGUUGAUUAGCUGGAACGGAAAUGAUGCAGGAGUCCCUGACGUGGCCGGAAGCGCCGCCAUCUUGAGGAAGGAAACGCCUUGAAGUUGAAGAGGAAACAAACUAACUUUUCAGGUGUGAAGGAUUUACAUCACCUCCAGGAUGGGGAAUAUAUUCGCAAACCUCUUCAAAGCCUUUGGUAAAAAGGAGAUGAGAAUUUUGAUGGUGGGGCUGGACGCAGCAGGAAAGACCACCAUCCUGUACAAGCUGAAGCUGGGAGAAAUCGUCACCACUAUCCCCACCAUCGGGUUUAACGUUGAAACUGUGGAGUACAAGAACAUCAGCUUCACUGUGUGGGACGUCGGCGGUCAGGACAAGAUCAGACCCUUAUGGCGUCACUACUUCCAAAACACACAGGGUCUGAUCUUCGUAGUGGACAGUAAUGACCGAGAGCGUGUGAACGAGGCCAGAGAGGAGCUGAUGAGGAUGCUGGCCGAGGACGAGCUCAGAGAUGCCGUGCUGCUGGUGUUCGCCAACAAACAGGACCUGCCCAACGCUAUGAAUGCUGCAGAGAUCACAGAUAAGCUGGGCUUGCACUCUCUGCGCCACAGGAACUGGUACAUCCAGGCCACAUGUGCCACCAGUGGAGACGGGCUGUACGAGGGACUGGACUGGCUCUCCAAUCAGCUGAAAAACCACAAAUAAUCCUCAACACCUACCUUCUGUUUAUAUCCUCCUACACUGUAGCGCUGUGAUCUCCAUUCAGUUUUAAAGCAGAACGUACCGGAAGCUGCUCUCCUCUCCUCUCAGACUGGUCAAAGCGUGGUGAUGGAACCAUGCACCUCUAAUCCUUUAAACAAUUUAUUAAUGAGGCAGCUUUUGGAGCGCUCUCAUGCAACACUAGGUGUGUGCCGAUAUUAAACUCUAGUAUAUCGAUAAUCCAGGAAGUUUUUAAGAUGAACAGUAGUGUUUUUGUUUUACUUUUGAAACCUCUCUUGUAGUGAAGAGCUACCAGAACACAUGCACUGAUGGUGCUACAUCAGCUAGCUGAUUGGAACCUGUAACCUUGGCUGAAGUUCCUCUGAUGGUUGUAGGUUGCGUUCACAAAAAUGUUUCAUCAUCUAAUGAACCUGACCGAAAUAAAAUGACCCGAGAGACUGGAUCGGUACAUGCUUUACAUCCAUCGAUUAUACUGUGUGAUUAUCGGCACAUGCCUACGCGUUUUUUUUAUAUAUAUAUAUUUAUAUAUAUAUAUAUAUAUAUAUAAUUAGACCUAUACACGUAGCCUUUCCUGUACUUUUUUUAUUGUCUUUAUUUAAUCAUAGAUGAACUGUAGUGGGGAAAUCCUGAAAAUUGUCACAUCCUGUAGCUCUUUCAGUUUUUAUUUUAUUUUAUUUGUGUACCCUAAUGAUUAAGACGUACUGUAAAAGACUUACGGUCUACAUAGAGGAGGUCAAGACAGCGUACACACGCGCACACACACACACACACACACACACACUACCUACAAAGGGCAAAAGAAAAUCCACAACCUCACACACUGAGAUCAGCAUGUGUUUAUAAAAUAAUUAGCAUAUAUAUAUAUAUAUAUAUAUAUAUUUAAAUCCAGAGCAGCAAGGUCUAGCUUGACUUAACCCUCUACUGGAUUCAGGUUUUUGGUGUAAAUGGUGAAAAAACCCAGCAUCUAAACAUCGUUCCUCAUUUGGACAGUUUGUAAAUUGUCCAGAUUUUGAAACGCGUACGAAUCUUUGCCCCUUGAACGCAAAAAUCAUCAAGUCUCAGGUUCAAUCGCUUUGCCUUUACGUCUGGAGGAACUGAACAGGGCUUUGUUUGGGAAGAGGUUUAUUUCCUGUGGCUGUUGUGUCUAUUCCAGUGUGUGUUGAGUGUGUGGGUGUUUCUGCUGGUCACCUGGCUCAGGUGUGUGUUUAGGGGUGUUUCACCUACAGCAUGCGUCCCACACGAUUCACACCAAGCUCUUUUCUUUAAUGUGGUAGAAUCAAGAGACAUUCCUCCAGAUUUUUUUGUUCAUAAAAUAAUCAUUUUUUUCAUUCUGAACUGUCGAUUAAAAGCUUACUAUCUGUGUGUGUUCAAAUCAGCUGAUGUUCUGAUACAGUCGUAAACUCACCCCGCUGCAGCAGGCACUCUUUCUGCUUCCUAAAAUCUGGAGACGGUAGCCUGGAGUUGGUCCUGUAGUCCCUCUGGAUAGAGUGAAGAAGUGGAUUAAAUGGUGAACAGGAUCAUCAAGGGCUCUGGUGGGUGUGUGUGUGUGUGUGUGCGCUAGCAGGUGAAUUCCUGACUGCUAACAUCAUCAGCUGCUCUAAUCUCUGCUAGAACAGAACUGACUCUGGGUUUUGGACGUAGGCGGUAGAUCAGUUGGACCUGGCAGUAAGUUCUCUGCCUUUCCUGCCUCCUGAACAGUCUCGUUAGCGGCUAGCUUCAUGCUCCGAGAUACUCUUGAGAAUGUGACAUGGUACAGCAAUAUUAAAGACGCAGCAGCGGUGGAGUUGAUGUUUCUUGCUGUGUUGGUGUUCCUUGGUGCCUUCGUGAUCUUCGUCUGAACUCGGUACCCUUCUGGGACUGUUUUUUUUUAAUCAUUUUGUGUUCACUUAAACUGAAUGAAAGAGUUUUUUUUUUUUUUUUAAUUUCCUGUCUGCGCUCCAUUGACUUACACCGGGACGGGGCAUGUGGCGAUGUUAAAUCUCACGCGGUUUACGAUAUCACAGUAUUCUGCUGGAACCCUAUCGAGCUGCCAGUGGAGUCGCGUCUCUCAGAGACAGGUCUAAUGGGAAAUAAUCACCCGUCUGACUCCAGAGUGACACGCUCCGUCCACGGUGUGUGGUAGAACACGUGAAUACGGUGAUGUAUCGUACAGUCGGUGACCAGCACAUGCCCAGUGGGGACAAAAGUAUUUCUGAAACUCAUGAACUCUCUUCCUGUGUGACUGUUUUAACGUGAAUGUUGGAUUUUUUUUAAUGUAAACUUGUCUUGCCUUUUAUUUUGACAGAAAAGCAACGUAAUGAAAGAAAUUAAACACGUGAAAAAUCA
This is a messenger RNA of Hemibagrus wyckioides, 3065 nucleotides long. RefSeq names its product ADP-ribosylation factor 1 (gene arf1). Gene Ontology annotation, biological process: intracellular protein transport; vesicle-mediated transport. The transcript is spliced from 5 exons. NCBI's taxonomy places the organism in Eukaryota, Metazoa, Chordata, Actinopteri, Siluriformes, Bagridae. The coding region runs from base 183 to 725 and encodes 180 amino acids. The record is from RefSeq and is a predicted model, not a curated record. Gene Ontology annotation, molecular function: GTP binding; GTPase activity. Gene Ontology annotation, cellular component: cytoplasm; plasma membrane.